This is a messenger RNA of Mugil cephalus (flathead mullet), 1409 nucleotides long. RefSeq names its product gap junction Cx32.2 protein-like. Gene Ontology annotation, cellular component: connexin complex. The record is from RefSeq and is a predicted model, not a curated record. Gene Ontology annotation, biological process: cell communication. NCBI's taxonomy places the organism in Eukaryota, Metazoa, Chordata, Actinopteri, Mugiliformes, Mugilidae. The coding region runs from base 217 to 957 and encodes 246 amino acids. The transcript is spliced from 3 exons.
CACACUGAGUAACAGCCAUCACAAGUGUGUGGGUGGGUCAUACAAAGGAGGAAUAGGGAGGAAUGUGAUGAUUCUGCAAUAUGUGCUUGGUUAUAAGAAGGAAGUGAGAGAAUCUCAUUCGACUUACAGGGCUCACUUGAACAAGGAAUUUGUCACUACUGAGAUGUGAAAUUUGCCUGGAACAUCUGUACACUUACAUGAAAAAAGGCUGUCAUUAUGGGGGAGUGGUCAUUCUUGUCUAGUCUGUUGGACAAAGUGCAAUCGCACUCAACUGUGGUGGGCAAGGUCUGGCUGACCGUUCUCUUUCUCUUCCGGGUCUUCAUUCUGGCUGCCGGAAUAGAUAAAAUAUGGGGAGAUGAACAAUCGAACAUGUACUGUAACACCCACUCCCCUGGAUGCAAAACCACUUGCUACGACAAAUCCUUCCCUUUGUCCCACACACGCUUCUGGGUCCUCCAGAUACUCAUUGUCUCCACACCAACCCUCAUCUAUCUGGGCCACGUCUUGCUGGUGAUCCGCAAAGAAAACAAACGGAGAAGACGCUUGGAGCAGAAGCCUGGUAAAAGUCUAUGGUAUUCAGACGAGCGUGGCAAAGUGGAGCUUAAGGGUCCCUUGCUUGCCAGCUACAUUAUUCAGUUGGCGGUCAAGGUUAUGCUUGAGGUGGCAUUUAUUGUAGGACAGUACUACAUCUAUGGCUACAUAAUUAUGCCUUCAAAAAUUGUAUGUUCCGAAUAUCCCUGUACGCCAGCAGUUCACUGCUUCAUUAGUCGUCCCAAAGAGAAAAGCAUCUUUAUUGUCUUUAUGUUGGCUAUGUCGGUCCUAUCUGUGCUCCUCAACAUUGUAGAGUUCUUCCACCUAAUGGUCUCAAAGAUCAAGGAAAGCAAAAGAAAGAGAAGCACCUCAAACCCCCCAGAGGUCUAUCAAAUGAAACCAUGUGAGAGGGCUACAUUUUGUUGAAGAACUGUAAACUGCUUAAGAUUGCUGAUUGUGAGAGUUCUGCAUUUCGUUACCCACUCUAUUUACACAACUUACUGUAUUUCACUUAUCUGUUAGCACUGUCUGUCAAAUUGUGUACAAGUGGUUAACUUGAAAAUGGGACACUUUAAGAAAAAGUUUAUAGUUAAGUAGUCUACCUCUUUAAGCCUGUGUAUUGUUAACAAUGAAAUCAGUUAUAUCACUAAAGCUGUGUAAAAUGUACUGUUGUUUGUUUAUGUAUAGCUUUAUACCAUGAGCUUUGAAAUAACAAUGGGUUACUCCAGGUGCUGAUCAUUCAAAUUAAAAAUUCUGGGUAAACUAAAAUUAGAAUAAACUGUCCCACUCUUCACAGUCACCAGAUGAAUAUCACUGCCAUUGGCAUUAAAUACUAAUUGUAAAUCAUUUAAAUAAAUCAUCAGCCUAAAAUACUCUCA